This is a messenger RNA of Vidua chalybeata, 1579 nucleotides long. RefSeq names its product S-antigen protein-like. The record is from RefSeq and is a predicted model, not a curated record. The coding region runs from base 1 to 1359 and encodes 452 amino acids. NCBI's taxonomy places the organism in Eukaryota, Metazoa, Chordata, Aves, Passeriformes, Viduidae. The transcript is spliced from 2 exons.
AUGUCCCUGCGGAGAAUUCCCGAGAAAAGCACGGAGGCGGCUCCACUUUCAAUCCCUUUUAUUGACUCGUCACGGACAGAAGCGCGCAGAGAAAGCGCCCGCGGCUCUCCGCGGCACCGGGGCGAGCGGCGAGCGGGCUGGCGGCCACCGUGGCCACCGUGGCGACCUCGGCCGCCGGCUCCGGGCGCGUCUGCGGCACACACACUUGGCUACAAGGCUACUCUACCCAAAACACACCGAGGGGAGGGGACGGGGACCGGGAAUCGGGGAUUGGGGACCGGGAAUCGGGGAUUGGGGACCGGGGAUUGGGGAUCGCGGAUCGGGGAUUGGGGAGCCCUUGGGGGGCUCGGAGCUGUCCCGGCUCAUCCGGUGCUGAACGGGGAGAGAGGGAUCCACCGGGAACGGGAGCGGCGGGGAUCAGGAGAACCGGGACCCACCGGGAGCGGGAGCGGCGGGGACCAGGAGAACCGGGACCCACCGGGAGCGGGAGCGGCGGGGACCAGGAGAACCGGGACCCACCGGGAGCGGGAGCGGCGGGGACCAGGGAUCAGCUCCCGGGAGUGGUGGGGACCGGGGAUCAGCUCCCGGGAGUGGCAGGGACCGAGGAUCAGCUCCCGGCAGGGACCGGGGAUCAGCUCCCAGGAGCGGCGGGGACCGGGGAUCAGCUCCCGGGAGUGGUGGGGACCGGGGAUCAGCUCCCGGGAGUGGUGGGGACCGGGGAUCAGCUCCCAGGAGUGGCAAGGACCGAGGAUCAGCUCCCGGCAGGGACCGGGGAUCAGCUCCCGGGAGUGGCGGGGACCGAGGAUCAGCUCCCGGCAGGGACCGGGGAUCAGCUCCCGGGAGUGGCGGGGACCGAGGAUCAGCUCCCGGCAGGGACCGGGGAUCAGCUCCCGGGAGUGGCGGGGACCGGGGAUCAGCUCCCAGGAGUGGCAGGGACCAGGGAUCAGCUCCCGGCAGGGACCGGGGAUCAGCUCCCAGGAGCGGCGGGGACCGGGGAGCACCAAUAUCCAUCGGGGGCUGGAGAGAACCGCCCGGGAGCCGCGGGGACCGGGAAUGUCGGCACCCACCGGGGCGCAGGGAGCAUCGCCCGCGAGUGGCGGGGACCGAGGAGCCCCGGGAUCCAUCGUGGAGCGGGGAAACCGCCCGGGAGCAGCGGGGACCGGGAAUGUCGGCACCCGCCGGGGAAAAUCGGGAUGCGCCGGAGCGCGGCGCGCACCCACCGGGGAGCGGCGGGGACCGCUCCGGGCUCGACAGGAGAGAACCGGGGAGCAGAGGGGACUCACCGGGCACCGAGGAGCGGCGGGGACUGAACCGAUUCCAGCAAAGAGAAUUUGGGGCUAUGGGGUUUUUUGCUUUUAGCCGUUUUCUCGGGGUUUUUUCGUUUUUUUUCCUCGGAGGGGAAAGGGAGCGCGGGGCUGGCGGGCGGCGGAGGGAGGCGGGGGAGAGGGAAUCGUUGUUGCCCGAAAUGGAAACGAAAUCGUGGGAGGCUCAUCCCGGCGGCACCGGGCGAGAAGGAGAAGGGGGAGGAGGAGGGGGAGGGGGAGGAGAGGCGGGGAUGGCUCCGCUCGUUGCCGGAGGU